AUGGUUGUUUUAGCCGCUUCAAUUACAACACGCGCAGGAAAGGCUAUCUUGUCCAGACAAUUCAGGGAGAUCACUAAAGAUCGUGUAUUGGAGUUACUUUCAAACUUUCAAAGUCUGGUGGCCAAUCUCUCUUCUGAGCACACCUUUGUUGAGGACGAGCAUGUGAGAUAUGUUUAUAAACCAUUUGACGACUAUUACAUCAUUUUAAUCACCAAUCGCCAAUCCAAUAUCAUCCAGGAUCUGUCUACACUGAAUCUAUUCGCCCAAACUGUCAACAGUACUUUGAACAGUUAUGAGGAAUCUGAAAUGUAUGAUAAUGCUUUUGAAAUAUUGAGCUCCUUCGAUGAGAUCGUUGUCAUGGGGUACAAGGAAAACUUGUCAAUCACUCAAGUUAACACGUACCUGUCAAUGGAAUCGCACGAAGAGAGAAUUCAAGAAAUCAUCGAGCGUAACAAAGAAUUCGAAGCUACCGAGGAGAGAAAGCGUCGUGCAAAGGAAAUUGCAAGGAGAGAACAGGAGAGAAAAAUGGGAAUUAAUCCAACUGACUUCAGUGUCCCAGUUUCGAACUUUACACCUGGCAAUGAUCCGAAUAUCGCAAAUGCAUAUAACAGUUAUUACAGUCAUGCUUCGCCUGCAGCCCAAGAGUCAUACUUAAAAUCUCAAGCACCAAUUGAAGAUUUGAGCGGACGAGCAGGGGAAGGACACGGUAGUAGAGGUAUGAAAUUAGGAGGUAACUCUAGGAGAAAUAUUGUCAAACCUUCUCGUCCGGCUGUGUCCUCCGCAUCAAGACCGCAGGAACCAGAUGAAAAUGUGCCUGAUAAUAAUGGUAUUUUGAUUCUAAUAAAAGAGACUGUUAAUGCAGAAAUAACAAGAGACGGUGCUAUCUCAUCUUCUGAACUAAAGGGUGUCCUUGAGCUUCGUAUUAACGAUCGUGAAUUGGCACAUGCCAAAUUAAAGUUGAAUGACUCUGUUCAAGUAAAAGAUCGCUCAUUACAAUUUAAGACACACCCCAAUAUUGAUAAGAACGCGUUCCUGUCAACGAAGGUGAUCGGCUUAAGAGACAGCGAAAAAGCGUUCCCAUCUAAUGAUAAAAGUCUUGGUGUGCUUAGAUGGCGCAAAGUGGGUAGUGCUGAUGAUAAGACAUUGGUGCCUCUGGAUAUUUCAACCUGGGUCUCUCCUUCCAACGAACAAGAAGGUGUGUUUGAAGUGACUGUAGAGUAUGAAGUCAAUCCCGAUUAUGAACAGCCUAUUGAAGAAAUAUUAUUUACAAUUCCUGUUUACACCGAGAAUUGUUCUAUAAACACCGAGAAUAAUGAAUCUAAUGCAUGCAUCAUUUCCAUUGAUGAAGAAUUGGGUAUUAGUAUAAAAGUUGAUCCAAUUUCUCCUGGAUCUUCAGGUGUCUUUGGAUUUAAUAUCGAAUCGGGCGAUGAAGACGCACUGUUCCCAUUGAACAUUGACUUUGCACACACUGAAAGCAACGGCAAAAGUAUUACUGGCAUGGGAAUCAACAAUGUCAUCAGUUCCAGGGAAGAAGAUAGAGCUUUGCCCUAUGAUAUCAUAACCUCGUUGAAGAGUGAAGAGUAUGUCGUUGUCUAG
Molecule: messenger RNA, 1596 nt
Organism: Zygotorulaspora mrakii
Lineage: Eukaryota; Fungi; Ascomycota; Saccharomycetes; Saccharomycetales; Saccharomycetaceae
Gene: RET2
Product: coatomer subunit delta
Exons: 1
Coding region: 1-1596 (531 amino acids)
Biological process (GO): Golgi localization; endoplasmic reticulum to Golgi vesicle-mediated transport; retrograde vesicle-mediated transport, Golgi to endoplasmic reticulum
Cellular component (GO): COPI vesicle coat; cytosol
Source: RefSeq, a predicted model, not a curated record